Messenger RNA from Fusarium proliferatum ET1, 450 nucleotides. RefSeq lists its product as uncharacterized. The transcript has 2 exons. Bases 1 to 450 code for a protein of 149 amino acids. The record is from RefSeq and is a predicted model, not a curated record. Lineage: Eukaryota; Fungi; Ascomycota; Sordariomycetes; Hypocreales; Nectriaceae.
AUGAAGCCUGCUCUCAUUGGCCUCGGCAGUAUGGUUCUGCUAGCUUCGGCCACUCCGAUUCCUUCUGGUUCCCCUUCAUCCCUGGCACCAGGUAGCAAUGGCCUGACUCUGGAAAAGCGAACUGAGCUGGACCCCAUCAGCCUGGAUACCUUUCCCGGUGAUACGCUUGAGAAGCGGGCCGCCAACAGAAGGAUGAACAUACCAAAUCACGUCGGCACUGCGAUACAGAAUAUCGGUGCUGUUAUAGUCAAAGCCAUUGUUGAUGCCGCUGGCGAUCUUAUCUUCCAAAUUACCAAUAAUGGUGGAGGUCCUGCUAAGGUGUCACUUCGCGAGGUAGACAUGGGUUUGGACGCUGCAAAUUUGAACAUCGCCGCUCAUCAUACCAUUAACUAUGAUCCACUUGGCGCAAUCAACCCAGGCGACACGAUUUCAAUCAACUUCCAGACCUAA